Messenger RNA from Cynoglossus semilaevis (tongue sole), 2914 nucleotides. It is a transcript of the gene ccnl1a, whose product is annotated as cyclin L1a. NCBI's taxonomy places the organism in Eukaryota, Metazoa, Chordata, Actinopteri, Pleuronectiformes, Cynoglossidae. Bases 198 to 1829 code for a protein of 543 amino acids. Gene Ontology annotation, molecular function: cyclin-dependent protein serine/threonine kinase regulator activity. Gene Ontology annotation, biological process: regulation of transcription by RNA polymerase II. The transcript is spliced from 10 exons. The record is from RefSeq and is a predicted model, not a curated record.
UUAUGGUGAUUUACAGGUAUUUUCUGUUUUUGUGCUUCCAAGGUAUAAAACUAUUUUCUUCGCGGAUGUGCACAAACGUAGACCAUGCGCUUUGUGUUUUAACGUGCCGGUGACGUCAGUAGCUCAUCUCGCCAGUCACCCUGCUUAACCGUCGGUCAACAGGCUGAGCGCUGCCUUGUGUUGCUUUUGGGUUUAAUAUGGCCGCAGGUCCUCUUUCUGUAUCGUCCAACGCAUCCGUAAACAACGAUGGUAUUCUUAUUGGUGACAAAGUUUACUCUGAAGUGUUCCUCACGAUCGACAACUCGCUCGUACCGGAGGAAAGAUUGUCGCCGACGCCGUCGAUGCUCGACGGCCUUGACUUGAACACGGAGACCGACCUUCGCAUCCUUGGAUGUGAACUCAUUCAGUCGGCCGGCAUUCUACUCCGAUUACCGCAGGUGGCUAUGGCAACUGGACAGGUGCUCUUUCAUCGUUUUUUCUAUUCCAAGUCCUUCGUUAAGCAUAGUUUUGAGAUUGUUGCAAUGGCUUGCAUCAACUUGGCUUCUAAGAUUGAAGAAGCUCCACGGCGAAUACGAGACGUCAUCAAUGUUUUCCAUCAUCUACGGCAGAUGAGAGUGAAAAAGACUCCAAGUCCAUUGAUACUUGAUCAGAACUACAUAAAUACCAAAAAUCAAGUUAUCAAAGCUGAAAGGCGGGUCCUGAAGGAGCUGGGCUUCUGUGUGCACGUCAAGCAUCCUCACAAGAUAAUCUUCAUGUACCUUCAAGUCCUGGAAUGUGAGAAGAACCAGACUCUGGUCCAGACAGCCUGGAACUACAUGAACGACAGCCUGAGGACCAAUGUGUUUGUGAGGUUCCAAGCUGAGACCAUCGCCUGUGCCUGCAUAUACCUCGCUGCCAGGGCUCUGCAGAUACCUCUGCCCACCAAGCCUCAUUGGUACCUGCUGUUUGGUGUCACUGAAGAUGAGAUUAAAGAGGUCUGCAUCACCACCCUGAAGCUUUACACCAGGAAGAAGCCCAACUAUGAGCAGCUAGAGAAGGAGGUGGAUCGACGAAAGAUGUAUUUGGCUGAAGCUAAGCUGAAGGCCAAAGGUUUGAAUCCUGAUGGAACCCCUGCUCUGUCCACUCUCGGAGGCUUCUCCCCUGCUUCCAAGCCUAACUCCCCUAGUGUUGUCAAGGUAGAUGAGAAGUCCCCCAAUCCUCAGACCCUCAAACAGGUUAAGAAGGAACCAGAUAAUCGGACUCAAGUCAACAAAAGUCCCCACAACGGGUUGCGAAAAGAAGUGAAGAUCGGCAGAAACAGCAGGAGUGGAAGUCGAUCCCGCUCUAGAACACGUUCUCGAUCAAGAUCCAGAUCACCUCGAAGACAUUACAACAGCAGACGGAGUCGCUCUGGGACCUACAGUUCACGCUCCCGUUCCCGCUCACACAGCCGUAGUCUGUCUCCUCGCCGACACCCACCUUCACCCCUUCUCCCUCACCUGAAGUCCAAGAGCAGUCACCACAGCAGCAACGACUCCAAGACCAUCGGACGCCAUAGCAACAGUGGAGGUUCUGGUCACAAGAGGAAACGCUCGCGCUCUCGUUCACGAUCCCGUACACCAGUCAAAGUGGACAGGGAGCGCGAGAGAGAACGGGAACGGGAAAGAGAGCGAGAUCGCGCCUCCUACGACCUGUCCACAAAGAAACACAAACAUGAGCGCGGAGGUCACCGCGGCGACAGAAGGGAGAGGUCCCGGUCCUACGACAGGGACAGAGAGAGGGAGCGCAGCCACAAGAGCAAACACCACAGCAGCAGUGGACACUCAGGACACAGUCGUCACCGCCGCUGAGACUCUGGGUCGAGGAUCAUGCACACGUUUUCAAGAGACUGGAACCUAAAUUAUUCCUGACAGGUUCUGACUGUCGGGUUCACUGUAGUUAAACUGAUAAAUGACAGUUUCUCUGUUGAAAUGUUGACAAACAAGUUUUUGUUUAGAAGUCGCCCUUCGUCCACUGAAGUAAACCAAAUAUAUUUGGCCUGUCAGCUGAAGAUCCAGGCCCGUUUUACAGAACAACAUGGGUUUCAUUUAACCAGUUUUCAUAUUGGGAUGUGUGAAAAUGAUCAUUUAAAAUACAUCACCUACAUGAAUGUUCUUUUUUUUUUUAUGUUCACUGGAGUCUAAAACACCUGUUUCAAAGUAAGUUUGUCCAAAAGAAAAUCAUGUUGAAGAUUUAAAAUUGGGAGACGCUGCUGUUAACCCUUUACUUGCACAGUGAUGAAAAGUCCUGUCAGGACUUUAGUAACACAGCAGAUCCUGUAGCUAAUAUUUGGUGGCGGUGUUCAUCACUGUAGAGCUAACCUGUGCAGCGGAGGAACUGGUGUUUACAGUAAACACCAGAAAGAUGUAGACUGAAGGUUUAGUGGAUGGACUUUGUGUCAGAGGUCACAGAUCAGAUUUAAUGUUGUUUUUCAUCAUUCCACGUACAUUUGGCUCUUCGUCCCCGUGGGUUGAUGCUGUUGUAUGUCUCCUGUUUUUACUUGUGAAACUUUGACUUGAGAAAAAAUAUUUACAGUGUAAAGUUGGAUUUAUAUGCAGAGGUUGAAUGUGAAGGCUUUGAUUUAUAAAAGCAAACUUCACAGUGAAACAAUGUCAAAUGAAAAGGAUUCUUCAGGAAAGAUUGAAGUUUGCACAUAAAGGACUGGCAGGCGAGUUUCUGUUCCUUCUGAUUUAGGGCUUCAUCUUUGAACAGGUGCAUUUUAGUGGUGUUGUACAGUUAAAAAAAAAGCCAACUGGUUUUCUUUUUUUUUUUUUUACAGCAGGGCUUGCAGACUUAAUUCCAAAAUAAUUUUAAGGUUGCAUUUGUUAAACUGGUUUGAAGUCUGCACGUGUACAUGUCCAAUUUUUAUCCAAUAAAAAAUUAGUUAUGCCACUGA